CCUGACCUGUGGUGUUACUGGUGUGUCCCCACAACUGCUGAUAGUGUUGAUGGUGUUUCUGUGCAAGCAGGAUGAUGAAGACGUCUGGGAGGACCUGAGAACAGGCCGUUUUGAAGAGGACGGAUCCUUGGACGUGCGCGCUCGGAAAGUAGCCGGUCGACUGCUGUCUCUACGGCUUCGAACAUAUGCCACUACCAUAGAGGAAGACGAAGUGCGGUUAAAGGAAGUGAUGUCACCCUGCGGGCGCCUCGCGGUGUGUUGUGGGAUGGAGAGGAAGAGGCUGUUGGAAAAUGGCUUGAAAAUGCUGCAACACAGCUCCAAAGUGGCCAUUGCUAGGGGCGUUCUCAGGAAAUUAUUCUCCGAUCGAUAG
Molecule: messenger RNA, 370 nt
Organism: Branchiostoma floridae (Florida lancelet)
Lineage: Eukaryota; Metazoa; Chordata; Leptocardii; Amphioxiformes; Branchiostomatidae
Exons: 3
Coding region: 50-370 (106 amino acids)
Source: RefSeq, a predicted model, not a curated record